UUUCUGUCACGGAGGACAAAGUUUGAGUCCGGUAGCACCUUUAAAACCAAUAAAGUGUUAUCGAAUAUAAAUAUAUUUGACCCUUGGUGUCGACUCUAUGGUUUGAGAACACCGACAAGUUCAACGGGCGGCACAGAGCGCCCGGCUAGAGCGGCCCGAAGUAGUUAUUUCCGCCCUAUUUGCCAAAAUGGGAUGGAACCAUAGAGGUGCGGGGUAGAGCGUCCACGCCUUGAGCCUGAAGGCGGCGCUGCACCGAGGUAGCCAAUAGAAGCCGCGCUGGGCUGAUAGAGUCGUCGUGCUCGAGCGGUCUUUCUGGACUCAUCCCCUGAGAGGGAAAAACGGGGGACGGGAACAUAGAGAUUCAAGGGUAGAGCGGCAGGACCAGGGGAAAGCCACUUCCGGGUUCCGCUUUGGAGCCAGCUGUUCUCCCGGCGAGAAGCGGAAAAGGAGCCGAAGGCGCGGAGUCUCCCUCCCUCCCUCCCUCGUUCUUCGACAUGGGGAAGACGGACUUCCUGAGCCCCAAGGCCAUCGCCAACCGCAUCAAGUCGAAGGGGCUGCAGAAGCUGCGCUGGUAUUGCCAGAUGUGCCAGAAGCAGUGCAGGGACGAGAAUGGCUUCAAAUGUCACUGCAUGUCGGAAUCUCACCAGAGGCAGCUGCUGCUUGCGUCAGAAAACCCUCAGCAGUUCAUGGAUUACUUUUCAGAAGAAUUCCGGAACGAUUUCAUCGAGCUGCUUCGAAGACGCUUUGGGACGAAGAGAGUCCACAACAACAUAGUGUACAAUGAAUACAUCAGUCACCGGGAGCACAUCCACAUGAACGCCACCCAGUGGGAAACGCUGACCGAUUUCACCAAGUGGCUCGGGAGGGAAGGCUUCUGCAAGGUGGACGAGACCCCCAAGGGCUGGUACAUCCAGUACAUCGACCGGGACCCCGAGACGAUCCGCCGGCAGCAGGAGCAAGAGAAGAAGAAGAAGCAGGACUUGGACGACGAGGAGAAGACGGCCAGGUUCAUCGAGGAGCAAGUCCGGAGAGGCCUGGAGGGGAAGGAGCAGGAAGCCCCGGUCUACACAGAACUAAACCGGGAAAACGAGGAAGAGAAAGUGGUAUUUAAUUUGAACAAAGGAGCAAGCACUUCCACAGCGUCGCAACCUAAGCCCAGUUUGCUUGGGCCCAGCGGCCUGAAGACGGCAGGGACGGCCCCGACGGCGAAGCGGAAAGAAACCCCUCCGGUCCCAGGGCAGUCAAAGGAAAAGAAGAGGAAGACAGCACUGGAGGAGAUCAUAGAGUUUGAAGAAGAGAAGAAAAAAUCAACUCGAACCGACCACUGGCUGCAACCUGAGAUUGUGGUGAAAAUCAUUACGAAGAAACUUGGUGAGAAAUACCAUAAAAAGAAGGCAGUCGUUAAGGAGGUGAUCAACAAAUACACAGCCGUCGUCAAAUGUAUCGAUUCCGGAGACAAACUGAAACUCGACCAGACCCAUCUGGAAACAGUAAUUCCAGCACCAGGCAAAAAGGUGCUGGUUUUAAAUGGGGGCUACAAGGGAAACGAAGCUACUUUAGAAGGCAUAAACGAGAAGACGUUUUCAGCAACGAUACUCAUUGAAUCGGGGCCUCUAAAGGGACAGCGGGUCGAAGGCGUGCCGUACGAAGACAUCUCCAAGCGGGCGUGAGCGGCAAAGGCUGAUGGACUCUUGAAAAGCAUUCGGCCCUGAAGGUGCCCCGAACCGUGAGCGUCGCUGUGCCUCCGCUGGAGUUUUAAAAAAUCCAUUUGCAGAAGCAAGCCGCCGGGUCUUUUUAAAGAAAGCAGUCUUGGACGAGAAGACUUUCUUGCUAUCGAAGCCACUUAAUGAACUCUGUGAGGUUUUGCUAUUGAACAGUAUUUGUUCCGGCUCACGUAAACGGGGAUAUUUUUUGAUGUCAAGCGUAAUACAUAAAAGCGCUACCCUUUCAGAGACUUGGAGGAA
Heteronotia binoei (common prickly gecko) is the source of this 1964-nucleotide messenger RNA. RefSeq names its product Kin17 DNA and RNA binding protein (gene KIN). Gene Ontology annotation, cellular component: nucleus. The coding region runs from base 495 to 1670 and encodes 391 amino acids. NCBI's taxonomy places the organism in Eukaryota, Metazoa, Chordata, Lepidosauria, Squamata, Gekkonidae. Gene Ontology annotation, molecular function: double-stranded DNA binding. The record is from RefSeq and is a predicted model, not a curated record. Gene Ontology annotation, biological process: DNA damage response; DNA replication. The transcript is spliced from 13 exons.